This is a messenger RNA of Drosophila kikkawai, 771 nucleotides long. RefSeq lists its product as uncharacterized. NCBI's taxonomy places the organism in Eukaryota, Metazoa, Arthropoda, Insecta, Diptera, Drosophilidae. The record is from RefSeq and is a predicted model, not a curated record.
UGAGUUUAUGUUGUCACUCAGAUUUGGGCUAAAAGUCGUAACCAAAACUCAAACAUCUAUACAUACAUAGAAAUUUGAUCAACAAUAAAUAUUUGCGAAAACUUGUUCAACUUUUGUGAGGAAAAGAAGAUACUGUAUCCAUUGCCAUGGCUUGUCACUGCUGGUAUCUAAGACAGAUCGUGACCAGGUGCUGUCUGUGCUAUUCCCUGCGCUUUGGGGUUUUGCUCCUUGGAUGCAUCUUCCUAACCUGGUUCAUCUACCUGACCGUCGGCACUGGCUUCAUGAUGGAAUCCAUCUUCCCCGAUGAGUACCAAAAGUAUACCACGCAUUUUAAUCCUGCACCGGCCGCCCUCAAGACCACCAUGGUGUUUUCCUUCUUUGGCAUUUUAGUAUCUGCCUUGCUCUGCAUCGGUGUACAUAAUAACAACGAAAUGCUUUUUCUGCCCUUCUUGGUCUUUUCGCCAGUUUGGAUACUUGUUCAUAUUCUGGUGUUGCUUGUCUACACCUUUAAACUGGUUAUAAUCCUACUAACGCUCUUGACCAUAGUGGUUUUAAUCUACACCUGGAUAGUGGUUUGGUCCUAUUAUGUUCACCUGCUUUUUGCCUACGAAGACGAGCUUGAAACUGGUUACAUAUGAUCUUUUGAUGACAGAGCUUCAGUAUGGAUUCUGUUUGAUGACUUGUACUUGGAAAUAUAUACAAAAUUACUAUGUGUGCAUUCUGCAAAAGCAUUCAUGAGCUUAGUUCAAAAUUAAAAAUAUACAAAAACUA